ACCGCCUGCGAAGAAGUCAGUACAGUUUCUUCGUUGAAUCCAGAAGAGGUUAGACGCAGCAAUGGCAAGAACCAAGCAGACCGCUCGUAAGUCUACCGGUGGCAAAGCUCCAAGGAAGCAGCUCGCUACUAAAGCCGCCCGUAAGAGCGCUCCGGCCACCGGUGGAGUGAAGAAGCCUCAUCGUUACAGGCCCGGCACCGUGGCUCUGCGAGAGAUCCGCCGUUAUCAGAAAUCAACCGAGCUGCUGAUCCGCAAACUUCCCUUCCAGCGUCUGGUGAGAGAAAUCGCUCAGGACUUCAAGACGGAUCUGCGCUUCCAGAGCUCUGCUGUCAUGGCCCUGCAGGAGUCCAGUGAGGCUUACUUGGUCGGUCUGUUCGAGGAUACCAACCUGUGCGCCAUCCACGCCAAGAGAGUCACCAUCAUGCCCAAAGACAUCCAGCUGGCCCGCCGUAUCCGCGGAGAGCGCGCAUAAAUCUGUGAUCACAACAACUCCCAAAGGCUCUUUUAAGAGCCACCCAAAUACCUUAAACUAGACAAUUUCCAUUAUGUUUAGCAUGAAUACAAAUAUAAUUGGUUUACUUAAACGCAUUGGGCAUUUAAUUUGCCAUUUCUCCGUUUUUUAAAACAUGUUGCGUAAACAUGACAUA
This is a messenger RNA of Misgurnus anguillicaudatus (oriental weatherfish), 647 nucleotides long. Lineage: Eukaryota; Metazoa; Chordata; Actinopteri; Cypriniformes; Cobitidae. The record is from RefSeq and is a predicted model, not a curated record.